CACUGUGUGCUUUACUAUAAACUGUUUAUAUGUCAGACGCAGGUUUGAAUACAUUACGAUGAAGCGUCCAUAAAUUAAAUAAAAUAUUCUUGGUUAAAUAUAGUAGCUGUCAUUAUAUAUUAUACGAAGAAUAAAAAACAGCAAGAAAUAUUAGAAAUGCUGACGAAUGCAAAAGCCAUCACUGCGGUGGUGGUGUUCAUUUUACUCGUGGGACAAGCUUUCAGUCAAACUACGGCAGCAGAAAACAGUACUACCACCGCAGCUACAACGAUGCCUGACGACACAACUGGAACAACGGCUACAACCAUGAUAACGAUGGACGACACAACCCCUGGUCCCACCUCCCAAGUUGUUCAAACUACAGUUGGGCCAACAACAGCUCAUAAUGAAACUACGACACAAAUAGCAACCACAUCUAUAAUUACUAUAGAGCGAACAAGCGAAAUGGAGACAACAGAUACUUUAAAACUGACGACAGAGGCGAUUGAAACUACUAUGAUGUCCUCGCAAGCUUUUAAGACGACCUUGAAAACAACACAAGCACUAAAACCGACUUUAAAAUCAACUCAAACUUUUGAAACGACUAUGAAAUCUACACAAAGUUUUGAAACGACUAUGAAAUCUACACAAAGUUUUGAAACGAAUAUGACAGUGACUACACAGAUUCCCUUUACGCCCAUAAUCACUAUCAUAUCCAACAGCAUGAAUAUCACAAGUUACUUGGAAACAAACAAUCAGACUGUGGAUAAUCUAUUGGAGGCUGUUUUAAACAACUCGAACGCGUUUUCAAUGACCAAAAUACAGUCGUUUGUAAGUGGCAGAGGUGGCCAAAUUCUUCUACGAUCUGCAUUAUCUCCAAACCAGCUGGGUCCCUACGCUGCAAGAAUCAACGCUCCAGAAGAGAGGAAGGCCCUCUUCUACUCCACGUUGCUCAACAUUCAUUUGAACGAAAAUAACGCAACGUUUCUUACAAAUAUGAGCGACGAACUUGCAAGAACUGGAACUUUAUCCGGGGAAAAGUUUCUACCAGACCCAGAGGACCCACAACUGCUUGCACUCGCGUGUUCCAGUAACACAGCCGUUUCGUGUACACCUACAGUGGUGGCACCAGCGCUCAACGUUGGUCUCAUAGUCGGGGUUUCCAUCGGCGGCGCAUUUCUUUUGCUUCUGAUAGUAGCCUUAGUUUGCUACUGCUGCAGCAAAAGUAAAAGUGAAACAAGAGUAACUCCUGACAAUAGAGGGUCCAUGGAGAUGUCGUCAUCCGCUCCUUAUGUAAGGAACCCUUGAUCGUUUAAAUAUUUUGAUUAUAUUCUUAUAUUUAUCUUCAAUAAAACGUCAAUCCGUACCUUGUCA
Ciona intestinalis (vase tunicate) is the source of this 1353-nucleotide messenger RNA. The record is from RefSeq and is a predicted model, not a curated record. Lineage: Eukaryota; Metazoa; Chordata; Ascidiacea; Phlebobranchia; Cionidae.